This is a messenger RNA of Cynoglossus semilaevis (tongue sole), 3258 nucleotides long. It is a transcript of the gene postna, whose product is annotated as periostin, osteoblast specific factor a. The coding region runs from base 84 to 2690 and encodes 868 amino acids. Gene Ontology annotation, molecular function: cell adhesion molecule binding. The transcript is spliced from 23 exons. Gene Ontology annotation, cellular component: extracellular matrix. NCBI's taxonomy places the organism in Eukaryota, Metazoa, Chordata, Actinopteri, Pleuronectiformes, Cynoglossidae. The record is from RefSeq and is a predicted model, not a curated record. Gene Ontology annotation, biological process: cell adhesion; extracellular matrix organization.
CACUCCCAUAUCUCCAGUGUUAGUGUGGAGGGGGCCCUGCCGCUGCAUGUUUGGACCGAGGACUUGUACAGGAACUUCCCAGGAUGCAUCAGUUGCUCGCAGUGACCUCAGUGCUGGUGGCACUUUGCACAUUAGGGAGUGUGGAUUCAUCCGCCUAUGACAAGAUCGUCACCCACAGCCGCAUACGGGCCAGGAAGGAAGGACCCAACGUUUGCGCCCUGCAGCAGGUCCUGGGAACCAAGAAGAAGUACUUCAGCACCUGCAGGAACUGGUACAAAGGCUCCAUCUGUGGCAAGAAGGCCAUGGUGGUGUACGAGUGCUGCCCUGGCUACAUGAAGCUGGAGGGUAUGAGAGGAUGUCCUGCAGUGGCGCCCAUUGACCAUGUGUACGGAACCCUGGGACUCGUCAAGGCCACAACCACGCGGCAGUACGCAAGCAUGUCCAAGGUGAGAGAAGAAAUCGAAGGCCAGGGUUCCUUCACCAUGUUUGCGCCAAGCGACGAAGCCUGGAAUCUGCUGCUACCUGAAAUGCGCAGCGCUCUGAUUGGUAACGUCAACGUGGAGCUGUACAACGCUCUCCACUUCCACAUGGUCAAUCGUCGUCUUCUCACCAAAGACCUGAAGGAUGGCAUGACUUUAAAGUCCAUGUACACCAGUCAGGAACUCUACAUUAACCACUACUCCAACGGGGUUGUGACGGUAAACUGUGCCAGAAUCAUCCAUGGGAACCAGGUGGCCACAAACGGAGUGGUGCACGUGAUUGACAGGGUCAUCAGUGUCGUCAGCAACACCAUUGGGGACUUCCUGGAGAUGGACCCCGACUUCUCCUCUUUCACUACGGUAGCCUUGACCUCUGAUGUGAUGGACAAGUUGAACCAGCCUGGCCACUUUACACUGUUCGCUCCGACUAACGACGCCUUCAACAAACUGAGCCCAGGAUAUAUGGAGAGAAUCAUGGCCGACAAGGAUGUUAUUGCAGCCUUGGUCAACUACCACCUGCCGAACAGUGUGCAGUGUUCAGAAGCCAUCAUGGCCGGAAUGGAGUACGAGACAGCAGAGGGCAGCAGCAUCCAGAUCGGCUGUGAUGGAGACAGUCUGACGGUCAACGGCAUCAAGAUGGUCCUGAAGAAGGACAUCGUGACCAGCAACGGCGUCAUCCACAUCAUAGACCAGGUCCUCGUCCCCAACUCAGCCAAGGAGGUGAUGGAACUGAUGGGAGACAACCAGAGCGCCUUCACUGACAUGGUGUCUGAACUGGACUUAGCUGAGGCCAUGGGUGCACAGAAAGAGUACACCGUCCUCGCUCCCCUCAACACCGUCUUCACCAAUGAGGUGAUGAGGAUAGACCAGGAUCUGCUCAGGAUCUUUCUGGAAAAUCACUUCCUGAAGCUGAAGAUAACGUUGAGCGAACUCUACAACGGCCAGCUGCUGGAGACACUGGCUGGAAAAAUGCUCAGAGUUUUCAUUUACCGCACUGCGGCCUGCAUUGAAAAUUCUUGUAUGUUGAAAGGCAGUAAAGAAGGAAGUAAUGGAGUAUUUCAUCCCAUGAAUGCCCUCAUUAAACCGGCUGAGAAGAGUAUGUACGAGGUCCUGAUCGCUGACGGACGGUUUAAGAUUUUCCUGUCACUGAUGGAGACUGCAGAACUGACAGAUCUACUGAGGCAAGAAGGAUCGUACACCGCCUUCGCUCCAACCGACGACGCCUUUAGCAGCCUCAGCAGGGAGGACAUGGCUCUGCUCAAAAGUGACCUUAAUGUCCUGAGAACCAUCCUGCUGUACCACUUCAGUAAUGGCAUCUUCAUCAACGGAGGAUUGGAGCGAGGAGUUACCAACCUGCUGAAGACGCUACAGGGCAACAACCUGCAAGUUAUGUCUGUCAACAACUCUAUUCAUGUCAACUCUGUGGAUGUUCCAGACGGCGACCUGAUGGCCACAAACGGUGUGGUCCACGUGGUGAAGAAUGUUCUCUAUCCUGGAGACCUCCCCGUGGGCCGUCAGGACCUCCUGGCCCUGCUGCAGAAACUGAUUAGGUACAUCCAGAUAAAGUUUGUUUCUGGCUAUUCUUACACCGAGAUCCCACUCACCUUCAUCAAGAGGACCUACACUACGACUCAUUACAUCGAGACAGCUCCUGAGAUCAAAAAGGUCACCAGGGUCAUCGGGGGAAAUCCCUCCACAACAAAAGUCACCAGUCAUCAAGUCAUCGAAGGAGAUGCAUCCUUCACCAAGGUCUCCAAGGUCAUCGAAGGAGACCCAAUGAUCACCACAGUAACCAGAAUCAUAGAAACGGAGCCCACUGUCAGGCUGGAGGUGGAGGGAGAGGCUGGGGUCAGGAAAGUCACCAGGGUCAUUGAGGGCAAACCGCCCACCACUAAACUGACCAGAGUUAUUCACGGAGAUCCAACCAAUACCAAGGUCACCAGAGUGAUUGAAGGUGGAGAAUAUGGUUCUGAUGGAAAACGAAUCCGAGGUGGAGGCAGAAUCACCGCGGUGAAAGAGCCUCAUCUCAUUGAGGGGCCAGAUUUCUCCAGAAUCACCACCAUCCACGGCAACCCCAGCCUGGUUAAUGAGGAGUCAGAGAGAAUUACCAAACUCAUUAAAGAGGGGGGGAAAACCAGUGCUGCCAGGAGAGGCCCAGUUGGAGUGAGGAGAACAAGACUGGUCAGGCGUCACCACAAGCCCAGGGUGUGAAUCCAUCAGCGAGAGAUAAAAAAUAAAUGAAACAACUUCCAGCUCACCGCAGAGACUGAAUGCCACCACCAGAGCUCCUGGCUGAGCACUGGAGAACCACCAACAAAAAUUUUUUUGGGAUCCACAGGGAGCAAUUAUAUCAACCUAGCUUUGUCCCAACCAAGCACAACAACUGUUAAAUACCCAGUCUGGGUCUUACUUCUUUUGGCAUGGCAUGAUGUGUAAUAACCAGAUAAUGUCAGUAUAAAACUAUUUUUAAAAAAUCACCUUCAUGUGUGUAAGAAUGCAUGGGAAAAAUGGAGUUACAAGGUUGGGGUAGUAGGUGUGUAAGGUGAGAAAUAUUCUGCCAUAAAGAUAUAUUUGUGAUGUCUGCUUUUUGAAAAGCUUUGGGGAGAUUUCUGUAUGCUUUUUUUCCAUGAAAUGAAUGGUGCUCACAUUCCCCGCAGUGGAUGCUGUUUAAAAAAAUAAAUAAAUACUACUGUGUCAAACAGUAUUUUGCUACCAUACGAUGCUGUAUCAUCCAUCUGUAAAUGAACAAAUGAUAAUUAAAGAAGACAAUCAAUUUUUA